UUAACGACUCAACACUAAUCCCUCGUCCAGAAACCGAAACACUCAUCGAAUAUAUUCUGCAAAAAUUCGGCGACCAACAAAAUAUUAACUUGUUGGAUAUGGGAACAGGCACUGGCGCUAUCGCCAUUGCAUUAGCCAAUGAAAAACCUCAGUGGAAUAUUGCUGCUUGCGACAUCUCGCCACAAGCAAUACAACUUGCCCAGCAAAACAGCGUAAAUCAUCAAACCAAUCACAUCACCUUUAUACAAAGUGAUUGGUUUAAUAAUAUCCAAACCAAUGAUUUUGACAUUAUCGUCAGCAACCCACCUUACAUCGCUGAAGAUGAC
Messenger RNA from Priapulus caudatus, 326 nucleotides. RefSeq names its product release factor glutamine methyltransferase-like. The record is from RefSeq and is a predicted model, not a curated record. Gene Ontology annotation, molecular function: protein-glutamine N-methyltransferase activity; nucleic acid binding. The annotation marks the transcript as partial. The transcript has a single exon. Gene Ontology annotation, biological process: peptidyl-glutamine methylation. NCBI's taxonomy places the organism in Eukaryota, Metazoa, Priapulida, Priapulimorpha, Priapulimorphida, Priapulidae.